GGUACAGGAUCAUUCGGCAAUGCUGUGCUAAAGCGUUUUUUAGACAGUGAUUUUAAAGAGAUCCGUAUCUUUAGUCGCGAUGAAAAAAAACAAGAUGAUAUGCGUAAAAAGUACCAAUCAUCUAAGCUUAAGUUUUACAUUGGCGAUGUCCGUGAUUUUAAUUCAGUUCUCAACGUAACACGUGGUGUGGAUUAUAUUUUUCAUGCGGCUGCACUCAAGCAAGUUCCUUCAUGUGAGUUCUAUCCUUUAGAAGCCGUUAAAACGAAUGUUUUAGGUACAGAAAAUUUACUCGAAGCCGCAAUUCAAAAUAAAGUUUCUCGUGUGGUGUGCUUAAGUACAGAUAAAGCUGUUUAUCCAAUCAAUGCUAUGGGGAUUUCCAAAGCAAUGAUGGAGAAAGUAAUGGUUGCAAAAUCACGUAAUCUUGAGGGAACAGGGACCGUCAUUUGUGGUACUCGUUAUGGCAAUGUGAUGGCGUCUCGAGGUUCAGUUAUUCCAUUAUUUGUCGACCAGAUACGAGCAGAGAAACCAAUUACGAUUACAGAUCCACAUAUGACUCGCUUCAUGAUGACACUUGAAGAUGCGGUUGAUCUUGUGCUGUAUGCUUUUAAUCAUGGUCAAAAUGGUGAUAUUUUCGUACAAAAAGCACCAGCAGCAACGAUUGAUACACUAGCACGUGCAAUCACACAAAUGCUUGAUAAGGAAGACCACCAAAUCAAUGUGAUUGGUACUCGUCAUGGUGAAAAAGCUUUCGAAGCACUUCUGAGUCGAGAAGAAAAAGCAUGUGCUGAAGACCUUGGAGAUUACUUUAGAGUCCCAGCAGAUCAGCGUGAUCUAAACUAUGAAAAAUAUAUUGAGGACGGCAAUACUAAAGUCGUCGAGUAUGAAGAUUAUAACUCACACAAUACAACACGUUUAGAUGUUGAAGUUUUGAUUACUGGUGCAAAUGGUUUUGUUGCGAAAAAUUUGAUUCAGUAUUUAUCUGAAAAAGAAAAUAUUGAAAUAUUGAAAUAUUAUCGCGAUUCAACUGAGCAAGAGUUAGAGCAAUUAGUUUUAGAUGCUGAAUGGAUUAUACAUUUAGCUGGUGUAAAUCGACCUAAAAACGAUGGUGAAUUUAUAGAAGGGAAUGUUUCACUUACUGAAAAAAUUUGUGACAUUCUACGAGAAAAUAAGAAAAAAACACCAAUUAUAUUAUCUUCUUCUAUUCAGGCAGAAAGAGAUAAUGUCUAUGGUCAAAGCAAACUUGGUGGCGAACAAGCAUUGACCAAAUUAAAUCAAGAAAAUGAGAAUCCAAUUUACAUUUCUAGAAUGGUCAAUAUUUUUGGUAAAUGGUCUAAACCGAACUAUAACUCAGCAGUUGCAACUUUUUGUUAUAACAUUGCAAAUGAUUUACCUAUACAAAUCAAUGAUCCAAAUGCAUUGAUUCGAUUGGUAUAUAUUGAUGAUGUCGUUGAAACGAUUUGGAAUAUUUUAAAUCAAAAAUAUCCAGCAAAUGAGCCAUUUGAAAUUAAACCUGAAUAUCAAAUUACAGUAGGACGACUUGCUGAAACAAUUUAUGGAUUUAAAGGUUCAAGAGAGUCUUUGAUUACGGAUCGAGUAGGUGUAGGUUUAACUCGUGCUUUGUAUUCAACAUACUUAAGUUUUUUUAGUCCUAAGCAGUUUGAUUAUACCGUAACGAAAUAUGGUGAUGAUCGUGGUGUAUUUGUUGAAAUGUUGAAAACUCCUGACGCAGGGCAAUUUUCAUAUUUUACAGCUCAUCCAGGCAUUACUCGUGGUGGGCAUUAUCACCAUACCAAGACGGAAAAAUUUUUGGUCAUUAAAGGGCAGGCCUUAUUUAAGUUUAAGCAUGUGAUUACGGGUGAAUUUUAUCAAUUAGAAACCUCUGGUGAAGAGCCUAGAAUCGUCGAAACAGUACCAGGUUGGACACAUGAUAUUACCAAUAUUGGUGAUGAUGAAAUGGUGGUAAUGUUAUGGGCAAAUGAAAUAUUUGACCGUUCAAAACCUGAUACAUAUGCAAUGCCAUUAUCUAAU
Oppiella nova is the source of this 2028-nucleotide messenger RNA. Lineage: Eukaryota; Metazoa; Arthropoda; Arachnida; Sarcoptiformes; Oppiidae. The record is from the annotation of a GenBank genome assembly.